This is a messenger RNA of Conger conger (European conger), 1625 nucleotides long. Its product is annotated as zinc finger protein 501-like. Gene Ontology annotation, molecular function: RNA polymerase II cis-regulatory region sequence-specific DNA binding; DNA-binding transcription factor activity, RNA polymerase II-specific. The transcript has 3 exons. Gene Ontology annotation, biological process: regulation of transcription by RNA polymerase II. Lineage: Eukaryota; Metazoa; Chordata; Actinopteri; Anguilliformes; Congridae. The record is from RefSeq and is a predicted model, not a curated record. The coding region runs from base 228 to 1625 and encodes 465 amino acids.
CAACCGCCACAGAAGAAGAAGACAACAAUGACUGCUGCUUCACGAAUCUAAGCUGCUAAAGAUUAGUACUGAACGCCGAUAAUAUACUAAAAUAAUAGUAAUAACCCGACGUUUACUCGACAAUUGGUGGAUUCCACACAGUUCACUGAAGCCACUAACCAAUCAGAGUCUGUGUGUCAUUCUAAGAGCUUCAAGCCCCGCCUCUUCCAGUGAAGUCAGAACCUGUGAUGGACAGCACAGAUUACACAGGGCUGGAGCUGAGAUCCUGUCUGAUUAAAAGUGAAGAUGUAGAGGAGAGUAUAGAGGAGAAUAAUGGAUAUGGGAUGGGUGGGGGAGAGGAAGAUGGGGAGAGGCAGAGAAAGGAUGGUGUGACAGAUGAAGUGGUUGAAAGGAAUGACUGGGACGCAGAAACUGAGGGGGGUGAACAGGGGGAGGGAGAUGUAAACGACCAGGCCCUCCAGACUGACAGGUUAUCAGAUGUCAAGCAGGAAGAGGAAAGCAUGGUUACUUCCUUUGUAAUCGAAGAGUCUACAGUACCCUCCCUUGGAUCUCCUGUCAUCCCCUCUAGGGCUGGAAAAACAGGGAACCCUGAGGCUUUUGCCUGCUCUGAGUGUACGAAGAGCUUCAAGACUCUGUCUCAGUUGACGAUCCACCAGCGAAGCCAUACGGGGGAGCGUCCAUACCACUGCACCGAGUGUGGGAAGAGUUUUAAGAGUUCAUCAAACUUGGCACUACACCGGCGGACCCAUAGAGAUGAGCGCAUGUUCUACUGCUCACAUUGUGGACAGACAUUCCGCCAUUCCAGCAGUCUGAAGUUACACCUGCAUCGUCAUACAGGGGAGCGGCCGUAUCACUGCACCCAGUGUGGGGAAACCUUCAAGCACCCCAACAGUUUGAAGUUGCACCAGCGUUAUCACACAGGGGAGCGUCCGUACCAAUGCGCCGAGUGUGGGAAGAGUUUUCAUCAGUCAAGCGGUCUAACGGCACACCAACGAGUUCAUUCGGAAGCGCGCCCGUACCACUGCUCUGAGUGUGGGGAAACCUUCAAGCACCCCAACAGUUUGAAGUUGCACCAGCGGCAUCAUACAGGGGAACGUCCAUACCAGUGCUCCGAGUGUGGGAAGAGCUUUCAUCAGUCAAGCGGUCUAACGGCACACCUGCGUGUUCAUACAGGGGAGCGCCCGUACCACUGCUCCCAGUGUGGGAUGAGCUUUAAGCUUUCGUCACACUUGACCCAACACGAACGAACCCAUAGAGUUGAGCACGCGUACCAUUGCUCCGAGUGUGGGGAAACCUUCAAGCAUGCCAACAGUCUGAAGUCACACCAGCGUCGUCAUAAAGGAGAGCGCCCAUACCAGUGCUCCCAGUGUGAGAUGAGCUUUAAAAGUAAAUCUCACCUGACGGUACACCAUCGAACACAUACAGGGGAGCGGCCAUACAACUGCUCUCAGUGUGGGAAGACCUUCCGCUGUAAGGCGAACCUGACGGUACACCAGCGAGUUCAUACAGGGGAGCGGCCAUACCAGUGCUCCCACUGUGAUAAGAGCUUUAAAUGUAAUUCUCACUUGACGGCACACCAGCGAACCCAUAUAAGGGAGCUGCCUUUAGCCGUCCCACUGCUCUGA